CGCGGAGAGGAGCCGCGGGGCACGCCGGGAGCAGGUGUCUCUCCACAUGGCUGCCGAGGAAGCAACUAUCACAGUUCGCCUCAUCCGUUCAUUUGAGCAUCGAAAUUUCAAGCCUAUAGUAUAUCAUGGAGUUAACUUGGACCAAACUGUGAGGGAGUUUAUAAUAUUUCUGAAGCAAGAUGUCCCUUUGAGGACCAGCCUGCCACCACCACUCAGAAAUUACAAAUAUGAUACACUAAAGAUUCUUCAUCAAGCUCACAAAGCAAAGACAAAUGAGCUUGUGCUGGGUUUGGAGGAUGACGACACACUCCUGCUGAAGGAAGACAGAACGCUCAAGGACUCAGGAAUAGCCAGCGAGACUGAAAUUGCUUUCUUCUACGGAGAAGAUUAUAAGAGAUACAAAGCUAAUCCUGCCUCCUCCUGGUGAAAGUGCCUGGGGCACACCUUUGCAUUCCUUUCUUCCACUAGUGAGUUUUUUAAAUUGUCAAAUAAAUCUUU
Messenger RNA from Onychomys torridus (southern grasshopper mouse), 498 nucleotides. It is a transcript of the gene C11H2orf76, whose product is annotated as chromosome 11 C2orf76 homolog. Bases 47 to 427 code for a protein of 126 amino acids. The record is from RefSeq and is a predicted model, not a curated record. NCBI's taxonomy places the organism in Eukaryota, Metazoa, Chordata, Mammalia, Rodentia, Cricetidae. The transcript is spliced from 6 exons.